GCGAGCAGGGAGCAGACGUGGGGGGAGAGAGAGAGAGAGAGAAGGCGAUCUCUUUCUCUGUCUUCUCACUCUCUCACUCUAAAAAUCUCAACUUUAUAAGGAAUUGUACUUGUGGGCAGGAAGCAAAAAUGGCUCCCUCAGCACACAAUUCUUCACACUCUCAGUUCAUCACAAGCCACACCAAUCACAGUAGUUCUGCCGGUCCUACUGCGCCUUUAAUUGACAGUGUCGACGUCGAUCAAAUUGUUGUCCCUGAGAAAACAAGUUGGAAAAACUUCUUUUCAUAUUUGGGCCCUGGUUUUCUUGUAUCUAUAGCAUAUAUUGAUCCUGGGAAUUUUGAGACGGAUCUACAAUCUGGUGCACAAUACAAGUAUGAGCUACUUUGGAUCAUACUAGUGGCCUCUUGUGCUGCUCUUGUGAUCCAAUCUCUUGCAGCUAGAUUGGGAGUUGUCACAGGAAAACAUUUGGCUGAGCAUUGCAGAGCUGAAUAUCCUAAGGUGACAAACUUCAUUCUCUGGUUGCUUGCAGAGCUCGCAGUUGUUGCAUGUGAUAUUCCCGAAGUAAUCGGGACAGCCUUUGCUUUGAACAUGCUGUUUAAAAUCCCGAUAUGGUGCGGUGUUCUUAUCACGGGUCUUAGCACUUUAGUGCUGUUAUUACUACAACAAUAUGGGGUUCGAAAACUUGAGUUUCUCAUAGCUUUCUUGGUUGCUGUAAUGGCUGUUUGUUUUCUUGUUGAGCUUGGUUACUCCAAGCCCAAAACCUCAGAAGUUCUGAAGGGACUAUUUGUUCCUCAACUUAAAGGAGAUGGUGCCACUGGCAUUGCUAUUUCAUUGCUUGGAGCCAUGGUUAUGCCGCAUAAUCUCUUUCUUCAUUCUGCUUUGGUGCUAUCUAGGAAAGUACCACGUUCAGUUGAUGGGAUUAAAGAGGCGUGUAGGUUCUACAAUUAUGAGAGUGCUUUUGCUCUUGCUAUUGCCUUUUUAAUCAAUGUAUCUGUUAUUUCCGUCAGCGGUGCUGUCUGCAGCUCAACAAAUCUUGACCCAGAAGAUCAGAUGAACUGCCAGGACCUUGAUCUUAACAAAGCAUCAUUUCUUCUCAAGAAUGUCCUGGGAAAUUGGAGUUCUAAACUAUUUGCGGUUGCUUUACUAGCAUCUGGCCAAAGUUCUACAAUUACAGGAACCUAUGCCGGACAAUAUGUCAUGCAGGGUUUUCUUGACCUACGUAUUACACCAUGGAUACGGAAUAUGUUAACACGGUCCUUGGCAAUUGUGCCCAGUUUAAUUGUAGCACUAAUUGGUGGAUCUACUGGGGCUGGAAAGCUCAUCAUCAUUGCAUCGAUGAUCUUAUCCUUUGAGCUUCCAUUUGCUCUUAUUCCCCUCCUGAAGUUCACUAGCAGCAAGACAAAAAUGGGGGCAUAUGUCAAUCAUAUUACAAUCUCAGCAUUCACGUGGAUCAUAAGCUCUCUGAUCAUGGCCAUCAACACAUAUUAUAUAGUCUCCGGCUUUAUCAAGUUGCUUCUCCACAGCAGAAUAACAACAGUAUCAAAGGCGUUUGCAGGAAUAUUUGGCUUCUCAGGCAUUGCCGUUUACUUAGCUGCGAUACUUUACUUGGUCAUUCGAAAGAACAGAAAAGUCACUCGACCUUCGCUUCCUAACGACGCAGAGCUUGGAGAAAGAUGUAACAAUCCUAACACUGAAGCUAGCAGCACGCUCUACAACUUACCGAGGGAGGAUAUUGUAAGCAUGCAACUGCCGCAGAGAAGAUCGACGUUAGAUCUCGACUGAGUUACUUUUUUUAGUUUAGACGCUGGGAACGUUUUGAGCUUUUCAGACACAAAAUUGAGUGCAUUAUUAGCGGGAACGAGGACGCUAGGUUGUUGAUUUUUGUUCAUCACUUUCUUUCUGGAGCGAGAGGCCCAAUUCUGUUGUAUAGCUUGGUGUUAUUAUGUUGCGAUCUUAAAAUGUUAUUUGCGGAAGCAAGUGAGGUAUCUUCCUCCCGCAGAAAAAUAAAGUGCAAGCUAUUUAUUAAAAUU
This is a messenger RNA of Asparagus officinalis (garden asparagus), 2029 nucleotides long. Its product is annotated as metal transporter Nramp3-like. Gene Ontology annotation, biological process: metal ion transport. Lineage: Eukaryota; Viridiplantae; Streptophyta; Magnoliopsida; Asparagales; Asparagaceae. The record is from RefSeq and is a predicted model, not a curated record. Bases 129 to 1781 code for a protein of 550 amino acids. Gene Ontology annotation, molecular function: cadmium ion transmembrane transporter activity; manganese ion transmembrane transporter activity. The transcript is spliced from 14 exons. Gene Ontology annotation, cellular component: membrane.